GGGGAUUUUGUAAUAGCUCAUAGGGAAGUACGGCAGUUUUGUCCCUCGAGUUGCUCCGUAGUUUUCAUCCAUGGCUUCCUCAGAGCCGCAGCCUCGGUUCGGUCAGUCUGUUAAAGGUUUAUUAUCUGAUAAAGUCGGUUCUUGUAGUGGAGAUGUAAUUGCUCUUACACGCCAGGUAUUAAAAGGAUCCCGUAGCCAAGAGCUGCUCGGUCAGGCAGCAAGAAACAUGGUUAUACAAGAAGAUGCCAUUCUGCACUCCGAGGAUAGUCUAAGGAAAAUGUCCAUAAUAACUACCCAUUUGCAAUAUCAGCAAGAAGCCAUCCAGAAGAACGUGGAGCACUCGCGAAACCUUCAAGACCAGCUUAGACAUUUGCUGAAAUAAUGCAUCGGCAAGCUAAGCUGUUGACAUGUUCAACUUGGACUUUGGUUUGUUCCUGACACCUUGUGCAGGGGGUUUGUGCUUCAGAGAUGACACACAUGUGCUUUGAUUGCCCUCUCAAUAUCCCUCAUGACCUUAAGGUAACAUCUUCUGUGUAGGACUGAUUUCUGGUUUGUUUGUUUUGUUUUUUUUGCUGUUGUUUAAUUUCCUAAACAAUAUUCUGUUAAAUUUGAUCAUUUUUUAUGAUUGUCAUUGUUAAAUGAGCUUGCUUUUGAGAAAAAACAAACAAACAAACAGUUGUCCACAGAUUUUCAUGUUUAGUUGGUCUCUUUUUGUGUUGAUGAAUAAAUUUGUUUUUGUAUAAACAUUGUGACAUAUUUGAGUGAACACGUAUGUUCUCUGCAGGAAUGCCAGUUGAAUGUGUAAUAAAGCCGCAUCUAAUAUCAGUAGCACUUCAGCAAGGUCAAACAGAUGUCUGUCCUAGAGCAUAGCCUUGAUCAUUACUCCCAGAAAGCUUUGGAUUACACUUCAGGGUUUUCACUUAUCUCUGCAAGCUGUGUGCACAAGCAUUUAGACACAACCAGUUAGUGUGCCAAAAAACCACACAAUGGGCCAAGUGUUUUAAAGAUUCAAAGCACUACAGUAUAAUGUUUAAUCAUUUUAAGAGAUAUAAUAUAUGUCUGUUGAAGUCCUCAAAAUAAGAGCAUAAAAAGAAUGUCAUCUGAA
Hemibagrus wyckioides is the source of this 1105-nucleotide messenger RNA. It is a transcript of the gene borcs7, whose product is annotated as BLOC-1 related complex subunit 7. Lineage: Eukaryota; Metazoa; Chordata; Actinopteri; Siluriformes; Bagridae. Gene Ontology annotation, cellular component: BORC complex. Bases 71 to 382 code for a protein of 103 amino acids. The record is from RefSeq and is a predicted model, not a curated record. The transcript is spliced from 5 exons.